Lactuca sativa (garden lettuce) is the source of this 2504-nucleotide messenger RNA. RefSeq names its product dirigent protein 22. The record is from RefSeq and is a predicted model, not a curated record. NCBI's taxonomy places the organism in Eukaryota, Viridiplantae, Streptophyta, Magnoliopsida, Asterales, Asteraceae.
CACCUAUAAAUAACCCCAAGUCUUCAUCAAUCUUAUCCACAACACCUAACUAAUCGCACAACAACAAACAUAGUCAGAUCAAAUUGGAAGUUUCAGAAACAAAAUUUUUCUCAAGAUGAGUUACUUGAACCGAGUCUGGAUGACCGCCGGUGUCGCUGUCGUUAACGGCCACACGGAUCAAGGCCACAAACUGAAGUCAGGCAUGAAAUCCUUCCAGCAAGGUAAGAAGGCGUUUGGUUCCUCCAUCGGCGCUGACCACACGGAGCUUCGUCCAUUUUCCAGCGUUUUAGUUUCCGACGUAGGAGGAAUCUUCGCCGGAGAUGAGACGAGGAAGCAGGCGGAUGAUUCUCUCCGACAGGUUAUGUACAUGAGCUGCUGGGGACCGAGCUAAAACGAUAAACCGGAGUUUGUGUCGGAUUGGAGAUCUGGGAGUUUUUUUCGGUGGCGGAGGAAUCGACCAUGUGAGUUGACUCGGGGUUAUGAAUGGGUUAAAAAUGACAAUACCUUGAAAGAUGAGGGCAUCGAACUGUAACCUCAUGAAAGUUGUGCAACUAUGUAGAUAUUUUUUUUGAACAACACGAAAAGAAGUAGAGAACUAUUAAUAAUAAACUUUUUGGCGAUAUAUAUUUUGUUUAUAGUUGAAAUUAAGAAAGCCAUAUAUAUUUACUAUAUCAGACAAGUUUUGGACUUGAGAAAAUCAUGAAGAAAUUAAAAUAACUCUGCAAAAUAAAACAUAAAAUAGACUUUUGGAAUGCUUGUCAUCAAAUAUAAAGUUGCUUAAUGAUUUGAUUGGGACUUGAACUAUUAGAUAAUCACUUGUCAUCAAAUAUAAAGUUGCUUAAUGAUUUGAUUGGGACUUGAACCAUUAGAUAUCAAUCAAUUCUAGGUUUUAGAUUUGAUAAAUGAUAAGUUGUCACAAUUUUUGACAUUUAGGUAAGUGAUUCUAAGAUAUUCUGUUUAUAAAUUAUGUUUAUAGUGUUUUAAGCUUUUUUGCAAGAUACCAAUUUGGGAGUUUUUUACAUUACCAUUUUACUCCUAUUUGGAUUUUUUGGUGUGCUGCUGUCUUGGUGACUCUGCUUUGAAGAUUUCAUUCUAUUUCUCGAUCGGUUAGUCGGGCUUUGUUUCCUUUUGUUUGUUCUCUUGUGUUGUUUGUUGUACUCUUUUUCCAGCUUCCCACUGGAGUUAUGUCAUUAUGUGUUUAAUAUUAUAUUUGCUGUUCAAAAAGACAAAAUUAAUUUGAAUUUUGGAUAUUGGUUUUGUAAUGAAGCUUGGUAGAAUUCUAAGGACCUUUUUAUUCGUGACUGAUUGCAAGAUCCAAUAUUUUAUAGUGCAACUUAAAUACCUAAUUACUUCUCUUGCCCCAUAGUGAUCUUUAUUUGAUAAUGGUUUAACUUCUUCAAUAAUGGUGCAUAAGUCAUUAAGUUGACUUUUCUUUUUUCUCUUUUUAAACAGCUAUUUACAUAUUUAGGUACGUGUUUGUUCAUUGGUAAAAUAAUAAAGACUCUUGUGAAGGUUUAUCUAUGAUUAACAUUUGAUCGAAUGACGAAUACAUCAAAAUAAUGUUUAAAUCGUUACAAUAUAAUGUUUAAAUCGCUACAUACCUGAUCAAUAAUAAAAGAACAUUUUUUUAUUAAUUUGUGUCAAAUUGAUUAUAAAGUUAUUAGUAUGCUGGAAUUGGACAUUCAACUUUUCGAAUCUUAUUAGUGUUGUAGUUGAUCAACUACUUCAAUGUCAUAUCUACCUUUUUACACAAGUCCAACCAACCCACAUGUUAUCAUCGUCUUUCCCAUUUUAAGAACCAAAAAAAAUACACCCAUAAACACAUAAACACAAAUAUGGGGAAAUUCCACAUCCAAAUACCACUAUGCUCAAUUGUACUCUUGUCUUUCUCUUUUGUGCAUUGCAUCAAUCAAGACCCUAUAGCCGUACAAGAUUGGUUCAAAGGUCUAGACACCAUGCAAGAAAAGGUGACCAAACUUCACUUUUACUUCCAUGACAUAGUCAGUGGCAACAACCCAACCGCUAUGAGGGUGGCUAAGCCGACCGGCUACACUGGCUUAGUCAACACUCUUACAGGGUUUGGCAGUGUGGUCAUGGCUGACGACAUGCUUACCUCUGGACCCGAACCCAACUCAACUGUUGUAGGUCGGGCCCAGGGGAUCUAUGCAUCGGCCUCGAUGGAAGAUAUUGGGUUUCUUAUGACUAUGAACUUUGCUUUUAGUGAUGGGGAUUUUAAUGGCAGCUCUCUUAGCCUUUUGGGACGGAACCCAGUGUUGCAUGAGUAUCGUGAGAUGCCGAUUGUUGGUGGUUCCGGCGUUUUUAGGAUGGCACGGGGAAUAGCGACUGCAAAAACGUAUAAAUUUAAUUUGUUAGGUGAUGCGGUUGUUGAAUAUAACGUUAUUGUGGUUCAUUAUUGAGUUGAGAUUGAUAUUGGCUUUGUUAUAUGUAUGUAAUGUGCAACUACAAUAUGAACAUUUGUUUAGAUAAUAUUUUUUGCAUUACAA